Eriocheir sinensis (Chinese mitten crab) is the source of this 2464-nucleotide messenger RNA. RefSeq lists its product as uncharacterized. The transcript has a single exon. Lineage: Eukaryota; Metazoa; Arthropoda; Malacostraca; Decapoda; Varunidae. The record is from RefSeq and is a predicted model, not a curated record. Bases 235 to 1452 code for a protein of 405 amino acids.
GCCACCACGCCCGCCACUCGCAGCCAUGAACGGAGCAUAAACCACACCAGCUCCGCCGCGCAUUCCACCAUUAAGCCCUACCAGGAGCCGCCGAAGAGUGAGAGGAGGCCCGGCCACGAUCCCCCGAAUAUUCAGGGAGGAUUCAGCUUUACACCGUCUGGGCGGCGACGUGAGGGCUCUCACCUCAGCCAGCUGGGACAUCGCAGCGUUGGGGACAUCGAGGAGUUGACCCGCAUGGAAAAGAUCCUCGAUGAGUGGACUCCAUAUGCCUCCAUCAACCACAUAGAGGCAGGCCGCUGGCACACUCCCAGGGCGGGGCUGCGUGGGCGUGGUGGACUGGGCGGGCGUGGUGAAUUCAUCGGCCUCGGUGCCAUUACUUUGAGUGGAAAGAGUGAAAUUGGAGCCAGUAACCCGAAGAGGGGGCUAGCUGGAGGGAGUUUGGUCCAGCGCAAAGAAUAUAUCGGGCGGAGAGAAAAAGAGAAUGGAUUUGGGGACCUGUACGGCAACGAAAGAGGGGGAGAAAUGCGUGGGGUUACAGGUAGCAACAGACACACCUUUCCUGAGGGAGAUCGAAGAGACACCCGGGCGAGACACAAAACAAUUACGUCUGGAGACCAAGGUGACGGUAGGGAGAGCAGUGUGGACUACAGGGGAGGGCAGCCUUGGCGGUACAGACAAGACAAAGUGCCGACGAUUAGGAGAAACCACUAUGGCAGCGUCGAGGACAAGAUCAUGAGGCGGCGGGAUGAGCUGCAGGUGACGACGGCGAGAACCCCAACACAACAUCGAACCAACUGGCUGACGGAGGCGACCAUAAGAAAACUGGAAGACUAUCAUAGUGACAACUUGUCCGACGUCAGCUACACGACCAGGAAAACGGCGCUAAGCGUUCCAAAAGCAAAAAUUCCGGUUGAUCACGUACCUUUGGCCAGCAGGGAAGAAAUGAACACAUACAAGCCCCGAAGACCUCCAUUUGACCUGCAAAAAGAGAAAGAACAUGGUGAGGAAGGGGAAGGAAAGAGAGUGGAGCAGCAGGAGGUGGAGGAGGAGGAGGAAUAUGGGUUUGUCAAGCGUGGGAUAUUAUUCUGGGACGCUGAAAGGAGGAGGAGGGAGGAAGAAAGUGAGAAAAAAGUGCUUAAGGCAAAGUGGACAGAGAAAGAGCCUGACAAAUGCGUGAGGGAAGAAGAAUGGAUUUACAAAGAACAAGACACAGUGUGGGUCGCCAAGGCUGACAGGAAUAUCAGGAUGAAAAAUCAAAGAGAGAGAAAACUGGAGGCUGAGAGGAUGUUCACCGAAAACAAAAGAGUGAAAGACAUGAGGGAAAGAAAGUAUGAGACACGGAAGGCCAACAAGACUCCGGGGAACUAUUGGAGGAUUGGCUACGGCGACCGAGGACUCAACAAGGAGCUGAAGGUUGUGAGGAUCAGUGACGAGCAAUUGACAAGCUUCUGAGAGAAUUAGAGAUACACGUAAACUGGAACGCAAACCUUGAUAAAAAUAGGUUACUAGAACAAAAACAAAACGAGGCCACUGAAUUAAAAGCAGUAUACCUGUAUUUUUCUCGUAUGAAAUAAAUUCAAUAGUGAUGAUGUGAGCGUAUUAUUAGACUGAUGCGGGUUCUAUUACUAUUAGACAAAAAAAAAAAUCUUCAUAUGAACGCUGAAAUGAAUUAAUUAGACUCUAAAUCUCCCUCUGUAAAUCUCUUGCAUUGAAACAUAUUUCCAAAUAAAGCUGAGAGAGGCAUAACAUUUCGUCACUCCGGCAGAAAGUCCAGACCACAUCGCAUGAUCUCCAGUAGAGUAAGCGAGCACCCACACUCUUCCUCUUUUAAGAACACUUCCUGGGGCGGGCGAUGCGUGCGGCCCCGUUUUGGUUCCUGGUCUGGCCACCUUUCCAUUAUGCACGCAACCUGCCUUCCUCCAAGUGUUGCGGGUCACUCCUCCACACUCCUGCCUCUGCAUGUAAAUAUCUUACUGACGCUUUCUUUUCUUUUCUUUUUUGUCUGAGUCGUGAAUAUGCACCUCCUGUCACACUCCUCAAAUCUUACUCUUUCUGAGAAUUUCUAAGUAAAGAUAAUUUCCCUACUAUUCCUGAUUGCGAUAUAAUGAACAUAUGAAUAUAGAAACCACCUGCUGCCUGAGUUCCUGUACAGGUAAAACAAUACAACAGAGAGAAGAAAGGAGAUAAAUAAAGCUCCGAGGAAAUAAUGAUCAUACUUACUUGUGUGUUAUAGAUAUGUGACGACGAAAAGAUGAAACAUUAGACGCAAAUCAACCACAUUUUUGACGUGUAUGUUCUCGUAGUUGAUAAGUGAAAGGGGUACAACUUACUUAAGUCAUAAUAAGCUGGUUGUAAAGCCGAGCCUACACUUGUUUGAAAGAUGCAUGUUUAGCUUUAAUAAACCUGUUGUCAGUGUGUAAGUAAUAAAGAACUAAGUACUUUAAUAAAAUAUGCUAAAAAACAG